CAGUUGCAGGAAAGCUUCAAUGCUGCUGCAGAUUCCAGGAAAAAAAAAAAAAACCAAAACGAACCACCACCCUGCAUUCGUAAAGCAAAAAUACUUGGAGAGGGGGACUUGUACCACUGUCCUUGGAGUAUCUAUGUUUAGUCAAACAAAGCCUAUUUGUGAUACAGGAAAGGGAUAAGGCAUGCUUAGAAAGUUCAGUAGUCAUUAAUUUAAUCACAAUAGGUAAUAAAAUAAGCAGACUCAAUAAUCGUCACAUCCUGUACUUCAAAAGUCAGCAUUUAUUUGGGGAAAGUGUGUGGGACUGAACAAAAUACAGUGAUGAAAGAUAGUCUGAAAAAUGGGUCAACUUCCAUCAUCCAUAUCAAGCAAAAUUGCCAACUGAAUUCAGCCCAACCACUCUGUUCUUGCAGUGGAAGAGAACUCGGCAAAGAACAAAAAAAAUGCAUGCUAAUCUUAUUAUUUCAGAAGCGGCUCCAGAAAAAUCUGUGUGAAGGUUUUAUAAGGUUUGUAGGGGUUAUUCAUAGACUGUAUGACAAUGCAGGCUGUUGUUUAAGUAGCCCUAAGAGCUGUAGGGACUGAAGAUCCAAAAUGGGGAAAUGACAUGGCUGGUCAUGAAGUUGUGAGAGAAGCAAUAGGGAUCACCAGUCAUCAAGUCCCAUGUUGUGUGGGUUUAGUUAUGUGUACUCCGUGCUGUGCUGGUCUUGGACAGUAAAGCACUGCAUAGAAAACCUAGAAGAGAAAAUUGGUUCUAAUGGUACAUUAAACCACAACCUGAGCAGGCUAAAUGAUACAGUGAUUCCUAGAAAGACCUGCAUAUUGUAUUUCCUUGCUCACCGGAGCAGAAGGAAUUAGUCUGAGAAAUUCAUGAAGAUCAUGGGAGGAGUAGAAGGGAGGAAAUUUCUUUACGGAACUGAGUUGCAAAAAACCUAGCUAACAGAAUCAAAGCGUGAGCAUUUAGGUCCCAUAUCUACCUUGCUGUUGAGUUGCUGCUAAGAAUGAAAGAACUUGCAGCAAAGGUCUACACUUCUUGUACCUCUGAAAAUUCACAUCUUUGAACAAGAGGGUUGGGUGAGUCUUCUAAUUUACAAAAAGAGAACUUUCUUGUGACCUCUGGGAUUCUGUUGCAGUAAACAUCCCAAAUCUCAAACCACUUGUCAGCAAAGAUCCCAAUUCUGCAAAACCCUUUCUUGUGAGCACCUGUUAGAAAAAAAAUGUGCUUAUAAAAUUCACGUUUCCAAGCAACAAAACAAAACAUACAUAAAGUGAAACAUCUCUCAAGCCACUAACCCAAGGGAACUGGCAGAGACAGUUGCCUAGUUAGUAGAGUCUGAUUUUCAGAGGCCAAGCAGUACUAUUCCAAGAGUUCAGAGGAGAUUUAAAGUUACAUGAACACAUGAUAUGCAGGAGUUUUACCCCUGUCUUAGCAGCCAGAAUUUCACAGUGCAUGCUUGAAUACUUAAGCUAGUUAUUAAAAAAAAAAAAAAAAAGGGCAAAUACAGUCAUGAACAGAGAUGUGAGCAUACACUCCGGCCUUACUUCCCAUGAGCUGGGCAGCUUCAGUUACUCAGUACUGGAUAAAAAGGAACAUGCAUAGUUUCUAAUAACUUUAUUUUAAAAUUUAUAAAGCACUAACAUAACUUUUUUGUUUCAUUCCACCUUUUCCGCCCAAUAUCUACAGUUUGGCCUGGUACAAAAUUCUGUGUUGAAAUCCAUAAAAUGUACUUUUGUUUUCUAGGUGCUGGUCUGUAUUUCUUCAGGGAAUAACUCCCAUUGACAACAUUGGACGUAAGCUCCCGAUGUUCUACAAGUACAGAGGGGUACGAACACAACACUGCAUAUUAUUACAAAGAGACGGCCGAGUUUUAGAAGAAACCUAAAUUGACUGAACAGCACCAAAAAGCAGAGGAGGCGGAGGAGGAGAGAAGAAAAGAGCGAACAUGGAGGAGAAAACCGAGUUUGACCUGCAAGUGAAGAUGAACCCAAACUCCCGAAAAGCCUUCUGGCCGGGCUUCCCGCUGACCCUCCUGCGAGGAGUCACGGCCCUAAGAGCAAGCAGAGGUCCCCGAGAGUUUGCAAGGCACAAGGAUGGAAACGGGCACGGCGUUAUUGAGUGCUAACGAUGUCAGCCCCCGAGCAGCCGUGGGAUGGAGUAUUGCAAGUGCAGUUUCACAGCUCCGGGCUUGCUGAAGUAACCUGAAGCGUUUCACUUCAGACAAGCCCCUUAGAAUCUGAGAGCGACGAGGCAGAAGUUUGGAAAGCCUCGGGUCUGCCUCUUUUGUACCGCCAGUCCGGGACAGCUUUGAGAAAGCGAAGAGGUGGCGGUUUGCCCUCACCAGAGUCCCCUCUGGCCGUAUCGCCUGUUCCCUUGGAAAGCCGCUCCAAGACGGGCUGCAGCUGCGGUCGCCCCGGAGUCGUGCAGCCGGGAUUUGCACGGGGAGGGACGGGGGCGGGGGGCGGUGGCAGCGUGCUUCCAGCACACAGCGGCACUGGGUUCCUGCACUUCACAUGCCCUUUGCCGCGCCGAACGAACCCGCUUUGCCUCUCCCUCUGAGCUCUCUCCGGACUGCCAGCACUCUAUGGCUUCAUCGCCUUUGCCCUUAGCUCGGGCUGCGUCUCCCUUCCUCCGCCCGUGAUUAUUUGCACAGGACAUGUCCGGUGUCUCCGGAGCACUUUUCGUUUGCUCCCCCCCGCACUCGGUGGGAUUAAUCUAUCGUUUUGGAGGUUAUUUUCGGCAACCAGCCUCGCACCCGAGAAGACCGGCCGGAGGAAGAGCGAGGCGCUUCUGAAACCUGCAGCCGGGCUGUGCCAAAGCCGGGCAGCGGAGCCGGGCGGUGCGGAGCCGGGCGGUGCUGAGCCGGCGGAGCCCCGCCGAGGUGCCACCCCGCAGAGGAGGAGAGCUGCCCUGCUACCUGCUCCGUAUUUCUGGCUGCCUGCAUGGCUCCCGGGCACUGUAGAGAUUGUGGGGGCUGCUGCUGCUGAGCAACAAUACAUUGCUUUAAACUCAGCCUCAACUUGUCACAGCGAGUGAGGAUGGCAACACUACUGGAGCUUUGGAGCUACCAAGACAGCCAGGGAACCUGGGUUUUGUUUGCCACUGUCUAAUAAAUGGGAGUAAAAUGGAAUUUCUUACCUGGGUUUUUCCUGCCUUGGUUCUACUGUGCACCCAACAGCACAGGUGUAUCAGAGCUAUGAAUGACAUUGGAGAUUACAUAGGUUCCAACAUCGAAAUAUCCUGGUUACCCAACCUGGAUGAUUUAAUGAAAGGGUAUGCACGUAAUUUCAGGCCUGGGAUUGGAGGUCCUCCUGUUAAUGUUGCUCUUGCAAUUGAAGUAGCCAGCAUUGACCACAUCUCAGAAGUGAACAUGGAAUAUACCAUGACGGUAUUUUUGCACCAGAGCUGGCGAGAUGACCGUCUGUCUUACAACCACACCAACGAAACUUUGGGCUUAGACAGCCGGUUUGUGGACAAGCUCUGGCUGCCAGAUACUUUCAUAGUAAAUGCCAAGUCUGCUUGGUUCCAUGAUGUGACUGUGGAAAACAAACUUAUCAGGCUCCAGCCAGAUGGAGUCAUUUUAUACAGCAUCAGGAUUACCUCAACAGUGGCCUGUGACAUGGACCUUUCCAAGUAUCCAAUGGAUGAGCAAGAAUGCAUGUUGGAUUUGGAGAGCUAUGGCUACUCUUCAGAGGACAUAGUCUACCACUGGUCAGAAAACCAGGAGGAGAUUCAUGGGCUGGAUAAGCUGCAGCUUGCUCAAUUCACAAUUACCAAUUACCAGUUCACAACAGAAAUGAUGAACUUCAAAUCGGCAGGUCAGUUUCCCAGGCUCAGUCUCCACUUCCACCUUCGGCGAAAUCGAGGAGUUUACAUCAUUCAGUCUUAUGUUCCUUCUAUCUUACUAGUGGCCAUGUCGUGGGUAUCCUUCUGGAUCAGUCAGUCAGCUGUGCCUGCCAGAGUGUCAUUAGGUAUAACUACUGUUCUUACUAUGACUACACUGAUGGUCAGUGCACGAUCUUCGCUUCCACGAGCAUCUGCCAUCAAGGCACUUGAUGUUUACUUCUGGAUUUGCUAUGUGUUUGUCUUUGCUGCACUGGUAGAAUACGCAUUUGCACAUUUCAAUGCUGACUACAUGAAAAAGCAAAAGAACAAGAUAAAAGCAAGAAGGCAGAGUGGAGAGAUAAACGUGAAGAACGCCAUUGUUCUGUUUUCCCUUUCCAUAGCUGGUGUGAACCAGGAACUGGCCAUUUCCAAUAGGCAGCACCGAAUUCCCAGAAGCCUGCCUGGAUCGUAUGGCACAAUAGAAAUAGAAACUGGAGAGACAAAACAGCAGCAAGUAAUGAAACUGGACAAAAAGAGUGGUCUGAAGUCCCUCUUUAAGCCCAUUGAUGCUGAUACCAUUGAUAUAUAUGCCAGAGCCGUGUUCCCAGCAGCCUUUGCAGCAGUCAAUGUUAUAUACUGGGUUGCAUACACAAUGUAAAAAAAAAAAAAAAAAGAAAAAUCAUGUGAAGAGCUACAAAUUGAACAAUACCUACAGACUAAAAAGCCCUUGCUGAAAAUAUAUUGAUCCAUCUCUUCUCAAAAUAUUUUCCAAUGAGCUCAAGACAUUGCUAAAGUCAAGAAAGUCCUGUGAUCAGUUCCUACUAAAAGCAGCAAUUUAUUACUGAUCUGAUUUGAUCCAGUAAUAACUGUAUUCUGCCAAACAAUCCCAGUUCCUUAUUUCCUGUAUUACCAUGAGACAAUUUUUCAUAUGUACAUAUUUGUAGCACAAGUUUAAAUCUUAAAUUACUAUGGUUUUCCUCCACUUUAAGUGUCGAUCAGUAAUGAAGAUUUGGCUUUUCACACUCAGAUAAUUUCCUUUUUUUGUAACGGAAGUGCUAAUUCCUCAGUGAUUUUCUGCAUCUGGCCUUCUGUGGGAUGGUCUAGGCUUAACGGUAGUGGUAAAGUUGGAGUUUUUAAUCAUAAAAAUCUCAUUAACAAAGUAGAAUGGAGUAGACGGGAGUGGAGGCUUUUUCUUAAACUAUUAUUUGUCUUGGAUAAAGUAUUGAAAACAUUUCAAUGCUCUUAGUCACAGCAUGAAAUAAAAUAUACUACAUAAAAUUCU
Messenger RNA from Grus americana (Whooping crane), 5099 nucleotides. It is a transcript of the gene GABRD, whose product is annotated as gamma-aminobutyric acid type A receptor subunit delta. Bases 3117 to 4475 code for a protein of 452 amino acids. Gene Ontology annotation, biological process: signal transduction; chemical synaptic transmission; regulation of membrane potential. Gene Ontology annotation, molecular function: GABA-A receptor activity; extracellular ligand-gated monoatomic ion channel activity; neurotransmitter receptor activity. The record is from RefSeq and is a predicted model, not a curated record. NCBI's taxonomy places the organism in Eukaryota, Metazoa, Chordata, Aves, Gruiformes, Gruidae. Gene Ontology annotation, cellular component: GABA-A receptor complex; neuron projection; synapse. The transcript is spliced from 11 exons.